UGUAUGGUCUUGGCCCUUGCGAAGGAGGGUGAGGAAGGUAGGAGACGUGCCAUGGUUUUGAACGAAACCUUGUCCAGCCUUGAUCCCGCACAUCAACACUAUUCCUCUCUCAUUUCAAAAUGUAUCACAACCAGACACCUCAAGCUGGGCAAGCUCCUUCACUCACACUUCAUCAAGACUGCCCUCAUCUUCACCACCUUCCUCGCCAACCGUCUCAUUGACUUCUACUCCAAAUGUGACUCCAUUCAAAGUGCCCACAAAGUUUUUCAUGACCUUCCCGUCAAGAACACUCACUCAUGGAACAUAGUCAUCUCUGCAUACUCUAGAUCUGGCCUGUUCAACGAAGCUCACAACUUGCUCGAUCAAAUGCCCAAACCAAACCUUGUGAGCUAUAAUUCUUUGAUUUCUGGAUUAGGCCAUCAUGGUUUUCGCAAAGAAUCAUUAAAUGUAUUCAAAACGAUGCUAAAACAGUGUACCAAUGUGCUUUUUGACGAGUUUACACUGGUUAGUUUAGUGGGUAGUUGUGCUUCCUUGGGUGCGCCAGAACUUUUACGCCAAGUCCAUGGAGCAGCCAUCAUAAUUGGUUUGAACUCUAAUAUUAUAAUUGGCAAUGCUCUGGUUGAUGCAUAUGGGAAAUGUGGUGAACCUGAUAUAUCUUUUUCUAUUUUUAGUAGAAUGCCUGAAAGGGAUGUUGUGUCGUGGACUUCAAUGGUUGCUGCAUAUGCUCAGGCAUCGAGAUUGGAAGAUGCUCAUUGGCUAUUUAGUCAAAUGCAAGACAAGAAUACAGUCUCUUGGACUGCUUUGAUUGCAGGGUUCGCACAAAAUGGGCGUGGAGAUGAAGCUUUGCAUCUUUUUGAGCAAAUGAGGGAAGAGGGGAUCCCACCUAGUGCUUUCACGUUUGCCAGUGUUCUCAGUGCUUGUGCAGAUCUAGCCCUUAUUGCAAGAGGGAAAGAGAUUCAUGGGCAUAUCAUUAGAAGCACAUGUAUAGAUUACUUUUGUAAUAUAUUUAUACUCAAUGCUCUAAUUGACAUGUACUGCAAAUGCGGUCAAAUGAGAUCUGCUACAACGUUGUUUAAAGGGAUGCAUGAAAAGGAUAUUGUCUCUUGGAACUCAUUAAUAACUGGGUUUGCUCAGAAUGGGCAUGGGGAGGAAUCACUAGCUGUUUUUGAGAGGAUGAUAGAAGCAGACAUAAGACCUAACCAUGUCACAUUUCUUGGUUUGCUAUCUGCUUGUUGUCACACUGGUCUAGUAUCUGAAGGACUUCGGAUUCUUGAGUCAAUGGAGAAGGAUUAUGGUGUGUGUCCAAGAUCAGAUCACUAUGCAAUCAUGAUCGAUCUGCUGGGGCGGAAUAAUAGACUUGAGGAAGCUAUGGGUUUAAUCAAGAGAGCUCCUAAAGGAUCAGAUCAUGUUGGGAUGUGGGGUGCACUUUUAGGUGCUUGUCGAAUCCAUGGGAAUAUGGAUCUGGCUAGGAGGGCUGCUGAAGUCCUGUUCCAAUUGGAACCUGGAAAUGCUGCAAGAUAUGUUAUGCUACACAAUAUCUAUGCAGCAGCUAGUAGGUGGGAUGAAGCUCGUCAGGUGAGGAGACUCAUGAUGGAGAGGGGUUUGAGGAAAGAAGCAGCUUGCAGUUGGAUUGAAGUGAGGAAUACAAGACAUCAGUUUGUUGCCAAAGAAAGGUUCCAUUGUCAGAUUAAAGAGGUAUACGAAGUGAUUCACAACCUGGUAGAUCAAAUGUAUGAUUCUGGAUAUCUACCCUGCCACAGCUCUUUUCUUCCUGAAGAAGAUGGAGUAUUUUGAUUUUGGUAUCAGGUAUUGUAGUUGUUUAUGCAAGGAUAAAAAGCUUUCUGAUCAUGCUCGAUGGUGUUGGUCACAGAAAGAUUGAGCAAAAAUCUUCUCAAGAGAGAUGGUUAGAAGGUCUCAUUGAUCGGAUCUCCGCCUUGUGGCAUUAUUGGGCUCGCUUGCAAACAACACUUCUUCUCUUGCCUCCCUUGGAUCCUUUUCGAAAAGGUUUGCCCAACUGACUGAAUAAUUACACCUUUAUUGACCAGAUCUCAUGAGUGCGACUAAAUGACACUUCUUAUUGUAUAUAAAUUUUAAAAUAAAUAAAGAAGUUGAUUUUAAUAUUGUA
Messenger RNA from Vitis riparia (riverbank grape), 2125 nucleotides. RefSeq names its product pentatricopeptide repeat-containing protein At2g13600-like. Gene Ontology annotation, molecular function: protein binding; RNA binding. Gene Ontology annotation, biological process: RNA modification. The record is from RefSeq and is a predicted model, not a curated record. Bases 4 to 1794 code for a protein of 596 amino acids. NCBI's taxonomy places the organism in Eukaryota, Viridiplantae, Streptophyta, Magnoliopsida, Vitales, Vitaceae. The transcript has 2 exons.